ACGCUUCUAGAUGGUGUUCAUGCUAAGCUGUCUAGAUUCUCCAGGAACUCUACCCAAAAGAGAAAGAAACAAGAACAUCUGCUUUGUUUGCAGGGAAGUGGCUGAACUACAAACAAAUCUUCAGGCAUCUGAGGAACUGUAAAGUUUCUAGAUUUCAUAUGGUUGCUGACAGGGAGAGGCUGACAAGGACCCUCGGGCUUUUCUUACCAUGGAUAAUCUGUUGCCUCCAUCUAGAUUCUCCUAUUUCAAAAAAUACCCUCUCCACGCAAUUAGGAAAUACUUAUCGAUGCUGAGGAGCCAGAGAGCCGAAGAUCAGGUUGCACGUUUUCAAAAAAUACCUAAUGGUGAAAAUGAGACAAUGAUUCCUGUAUUGACAUCAAAAAAAGCAAGUGAAUUACCAGUCAGUGAAGUUGCAGGCAUUCUUCAAGCUGAUCUUCAGAAUGGUCUAAACAAAUGUGAAGUUAGUCAUAGACGAGCCUUCCAUGGCUGGAAUGAGUUUGAUAUCAGUGAAGAUGAACCACUAUGGAAGAAGUAUAUUUCUCAGUUUAAAAAUCCCCUUAUUAUGCUGCUUCUGGCUUCUGCAGUCAUCAGUAUUUUAAUGCAUCAGUUUGAUGAUGCCGUCAGUAUCACUGUGGCAAUACUUAUUGUCGUUACAGUUGCCUUUGUUCAGGAAUAUCGUUCAGAAAAAUCUCUUGAAGAAUUGAGUAAACUGGUGCCACCAGAAUGCCAUUGUGUGCGUGAAGGAAAAUUAGAGCAUACACUUGCCCGUGACUUGGUUCCAGGUGAUACGGUUUGCCUUUCUGUUGGGGACAGAGUUCCUGCUGAUUUACGCUUGUUUGAGGCCGUGGAUCUUUCCAUUGAUGAAUCUAGCUUGACAGGAGAGACAACACCUUGUUCUAAGGUGACAGCUCCUCAACCAGCUGCAACUAAUGGAGAUCUUGCAUCAAGAAGUAACAUUGCCUUCAUGGGAACGCUGGUCAGAUGUGGCAAAGCAAAGGGUAUUGUUAUUGGAACAGGAGAAAAUUCUGAAUUUGGAGAAGUUUUUAAAAUGAUGCAAGCUGAAGAAGCACCAAAAACCCCUCUGCAGAAGAGCAUGGACCUCUUAGGAAAACAACUUUCCUUUUACUCCUUUGGUAUAAUAGGUAUCAUCAUGUUGGUUGGCUGGUUACUAGGGAAAGAUAUCCUGGAAAUGUUUACUAUUAGUGUAAGUUUGGCUGUAGCAGCAAUUCCUGAAGGUCUUCCCAUUGUGGUCACAGUGACAUUAGCCCUUGGUGUUAUGAGAAUGGUGAAAAAACGGGCCAUUGUGAAAAAGCUGCCUAUUGUUGAAACUCUGGGCUGCUGUAAUGUGAUUUGUUCAGAUAAAACUGGAACACUAACGAAGAAUGAAAUGACUGUCACUCACAUAUUUACUUCAGAGGGUCUGCAUGCUGAGGUUACUGGAGUUGGCUAUAAUCAGUUUGGGGAAGUGAUUGUUGAUGGUGAUGUUGUUCAUGGAUUCUAUAAUCCAGCUGUUAGCAGAAUUGUUGAGGCGGGCUGUGUGUGCAAUGAUGCUGUAAUUAGGAACAACACUCUAAUGGGGAAACCAACAGAAGGAGCCUUAAUUGCUCUUGCAAUGAAGAUGGGUCUUGAUGGACUUCAACAAGACUAUAUCAGAAAAGCUGAAUAUCCUUUUAGCUCUGAGCAAAAGUGGAUGGCUGUUAAGUGUGUACACCGAACACAGCAGGACAGACCAGAGAUUUGUUUUAUGAAGGGUGCUUAUGAACAGGUGAUUAAAUACUGUACUACAUACCACAGCAAAGGGCAGACCUUGACACUUACCCAGCAGCAGAGAGAUAUGUACCAACAAGAGAAGGCACGGAUGGGUUCAGCUGGACUCAGAGUUCUUGCUUUGGCCUCUGGUCCUGAACUUGGACAGCUGACUUUUCUUGGCUUGGUGGGAAUCAUUGAUCCUCCUAGAACUGGUGUUAAAGAAGCUGUUACAACACUCAUUGCCUCAGGAGUAUCGAUAAAAAUGAUUACUGGAGAUUCACAGGAGACUGCAGUUGCAAUUGCUAGUCGUCUGGGAUUGUAUUCUAAAACUUCCCAGUCAGUCUCAGGAGAAGAAAUAGAUGCCAUGGAUGUCCAGCAGCUUUCACAAAUUGUACCAAAGGUUGCAGUAUUUUACAGAGCUAGUCCAAGACACAAGAUGAAAAUUAUCAAGUCUCUACAGAAAAAUGGGUCAGUUGUAGCCAUGACAGGAGAUGGAGUAAAUGAUGCAGUUGCUCUGAAGGCUGCAGACAUUGGAGUCGCAAUGGGUCAGACUGGCACAGAUGUUUGCAAAGAGGCUGCAGACAUGAUCCUGGUGGAUGAUGAUUUCCAAACCAUAAUGUCCGCAAUUGAAGAGGGUAAAGGAAUUUAUAAUAACAUAAAAAAUUUUGUUAGAUUUCAACUGAGCACGAGUAUAGCAGCAUUAACUUUAAUCUCAUUGGCUACAUUAAUGAACUUUCCUAAUCCUCUCAAUGCAAUGCAGAUUUUAUGGAUCAAUAUUAUUAUGGAUGGACCCCCAGCUCAGAGUCUUGGAGUAGAACCGGUGGAUAAAGAUGUCAUUCGUAAACCUCCUCGCAAUUGGAAGGACAGCAUUUUGACUAAAAAUUUGAUACUUAAAAUACUUGUUUCAUCAAUAAUUAUUGUUUGUGGGACUUUAUUUGUCUUCUGGCGUGAGCUGCGAGACAAUGUUAUAACACCUCGAGACACAACAAUGACAUUCACAUGCUUUGUGUUUUUUGACAUGUUCAAUGCGCUAAGUUCCAGAUCUCAGACCAAGUCUGUGUUUGAGAUUGGACUCUGCAGUAAUAAAAUGUUUUGCUAUGCGGUUCUUGGAUCCAUUAUGGGACAAUUACUAGUUAUUUACUUCCCUCCACUUCAGAAGGUUUUUCAGACGGAGAGCCUAAGUAUACUGGAUCUGUUGUUUCUUUUGGGUCUCACUUCGUCAGUGUGCAUAGUGGCAGAAAUUAUAAAGAAGGUUGAAAGGAGCAGGGAAAAGAUCCAGAAGCAUGUUAGUUCGACAUCGUCGUCUUUUCUUGAAGUAUGAUGCAUAUUGCAUUCUUUUAUUUGCAAACUAGGAAUUGCAGUCUGAGGAUCAUUUAGAAGGGCAAGUUCAAGAGGAUAAUGAAGAUUUGAGAACUUUUAAACUUUUCAUUGACUAAAAUGAACAUUAAUGUUAAAGACUUGAUUUGAAACUUUAUCCUGCUGACAGUCCCAAAUGAAAUUAUGCAACUUUGAUAACAUAUUCCUUGAUUUAAAUUGGCUUUUGCGAUUGAGUGAGACUUUAUAAAGCAUAUGGGCAGUAAUUUAAUUAAAAAAAGAGGCAAAACAUAAACCACCUUCUGCACUUAAGUCUAACGUACAAAUACACUAUCUUAAGAUAGAUAUAAUUAUUUUUUAUUUUUAAAUAUUGUACUAUUUAUGGUGGUGGGGCUUUCUUACUAAUACACAAAUAAAUUUAAUCAUUUCAAAGGCAUUCUAUUUGAUUUAGAAGUUGAUUCCCAGGAGUGCCAUAUUUCAGCUACUGUAUUUUCUUUUUCCUGCAAUGUAAGCAGCUCAGAUACCUUGUGCUACCAUUUUUAUAUUUCAGGUUUUUGCACAGGAUGUGACCACUGUCAGAUCACUGUUCUUUUCUUUCUUUUUGUGAUUGAAAAGCAUAUACUGCAAUUUGAAGUAAAUGUUUGCCUUUCUUAGUAAGUGUAAAUGGUUCCUUUUUUUUUUUUUUUUUUUAAAUUAAGAUGUGAGUCUUUGGUUUAGCAGAAUUAGUGCAGGGCUAUCAAGUGGCAAUCUAGUUACAGUAACAGUGUCUGUAGUUGAAACAGUCGUAGGUUCAAAAACAUUUGAGACUGGAAUGAAAUUUAUAAUGAAUUAUAUUAACAUGUCAUGUCUUCUUUUUGAGUUAAAUAUAAAUAUAUAAUUUGUUAAAUAUCAUCUUGUCAUCCUCUAAAUAUAAAUCCAAUUCAACUGAAUAACUGAAUUUUAUUAUUUUUACUAUUUUGUAUGUGUAUUUUUAAUUAUAUUUCUUAGGAAGUGUAGUCUGCUAUACUUAAAUAAUAAAAAAGUCCCAAACCUCUAGAUGGUUUAUGAAUGAGGGCUUGCAGGAAAGAUCCUGUGCUGGCUGCUCUUCAUACAUCUUCUAGGCAGCAGCUUUCACAUCAGGUACUGCACAACCCUGAGUCUGUCCCUUCUACUUCCACCAUUUGUUCUCUUAUCUUCUUUUUGUUUCAUUGGGUUUGCUUAGAGAAACAGAUAAUAUCUGCUUUGUGUAAUGCCAUCAGUUUUUUAAAUUUGUUAGAUGUAACUAAUUUGUUUUGAAUGUAUAGCAAGUUUGGGCCAGAAAUUCAAAAACAUAUCCGUUCUCCUGUUGAAUAUUUCUCUGUACAAAGAGAAAUAGUCUCAGAUUCUUAUAACUUUAAUUCUUCUUGAAAUUAGUGAAUUCUGUAUUUUAUAAACUGUCAGAAUAAACCAUUCUCAAGCUUUUAUCCAAUAUUAAAUUGCAAGUGUUAGCUUUGAAAAACUGUCAUUGACAGGGAAAAUAUCCAUUAUUUGAGCCCUUAUUAUUGAAAUGUAAGUGCAAGGAGAUGAGUUGUCUGCACUUUCUUUUUCUUUAUUCUUUCAGACUGAAUAUUCAAAUGUACAUUAUCCUCUCUCAUUAGCUGGAACAUGGAAGCCUUUGUUUAGUCAACUGUCUUUAGUGAUUUGAUACCUGAUACCUAAAUUUUGUAAUGAUUUUUAUUCUGUGUUACAAAGAUGUGAAGUACAUAGUAAGUGCACAUCAGUCUUUUGUUUUGCAUUUUAGGUUUGGAAUAUGACUUGUAUCAAAUUAAUGUGCCAGUCUUUUCAUUUGGUUUUUGAUCUAUAAAAAUAAAAGGAUUUUUUCAUAAGUUAAUUACCUCCUAACUAGUACUGUUAGCAUUAAAAUAAUCUGUUUGGAUGCUAAAGAUGUGGAAAUUCUUUGAUUUCAAAAGAAGUAAAAUAUAUAGUACUGAUCCAAAUUUCAAUUUUUUGUAAUAUAUCAAUCCAGACUAGCAUGCAUGAGUUAAAUGUGCUAAUAUUGAAAUUUUAAAUUUUUGCCCCAUUUUCUAGCUCUAGGACUCUUGGUCUCUAAUGGUAAAAUUUGAUUGUUCUUCCCUGUUGAUUACUUUAUGCCAUUUUUGAUCCUAUAAUGAGUAACACCAGAGAAGAAAAGAAAUAGUAAUAAUGUACUAUUUAGAUACAUAAUUCUCAAAUGAUAAAACUGGCCACAUAAAAACAAGACUGAGCACAUCUGUGCUGGGCAUUACAUAACGCAGAGAUGAAACAAUUAAAACCAUCCAACUCAAAGAACCUCCCUUCUCCAGUUCAGCCCUUAUUUAAUAGCACUAAACAACCUGUAGAAGUAUGACAUGUUUUUAACCUUUCAUCCCACACAUGGUGUCUCUGUUCAAAUUAUAAUCUUUCUGAAAUCACAUUAAGUUUUAAUCUCUUACACAUAGUGUAUAAGUGAGCAUUGGCCAUGUGUAAAAUAGAAGAACCUUAAUUAGGUUUACCCUUCUUUCUGCCUUUGUUAACUGGCAGUUGAUGUGCAGUUUACUUCCACAUAUGACUCACCCAAGAAGUUAGGUGGAUGAAUUGAUUAUCUUUUCAUGAAACAUUUUUUUAGCACCUGACUAUACCAGGAAUAGAGAAAUAAUGGCAUCUCUGCUCUUCAGAAGCUCAUGGACAGAGAUAGUAGGUAGUAAAACUGAUAAACUAUUUUGAGAAAGUUAAUAGUAAUCUCUGCACAUUUAACAGAUACACAUACAUUAAAAUGAAUACAGCACAAUUGCACUAGAAAUUUUCUUUGAUAUUGGCUUUUGAAAAUCUUUGGUUUUCAAAGCUACUAAAAUCCAAACAGUAGUUGAUUUGCCUGCUAAAAUAUGGUAUGAAUAAAUAUUAAUUCUAACUGGUAUGUGACAGA
Sciurus carolinensis (gray squirrel) is the source of this 5962-nucleotide messenger RNA. RefSeq names its product ATPase secretory pathway Ca2+ transporting 1 (gene Atp2c1). Lineage: Eukaryota; Metazoa; Chordata; Mammalia; Rodentia; Sciuridae. The transcript is spliced from 27 exons. Gene Ontology annotation, biological process: calcium ion transmembrane transport; manganese ion transport; intracellular calcium ion homeostasis. Gene Ontology annotation, cellular component: Golgi membrane; endoplasmic reticulum; plasma membrane. The record is from RefSeq and is a predicted model, not a curated record. Bases 209 to 3070 code for a protein of 953 amino acids. Gene Ontology annotation, molecular function: ATP binding; ATP hydrolysis activity; P-type calcium transporter activity.